AUGUCUUCAUCUGCAGAUAUCAUGGAAUCUCAACCUCAUGAAUGCUAUCUCUUCAGCAACCUUUUGCCUAGCAUGAUGCCUAUCUCUGGCCUCAUCAGCCUAGAUGCAGGGUUCGAUUUCGUCAGUUAUGUUUCCAUCAGCGAACAAAAAACAAUGUUGUUCCCUCUAUAUUGUUUAUCCACGUCCCUUGGCACCCUUAGACACCAGAUCUCCUUGAUUGGCUAUAUUGCGACACCGAUCAUGCACAAUGGGAUGGAAAUAGUGCACCAUUCCGUGUACAAACAUGGGUCUGUGCCCAUAUACACCCAGCAUGCUGAGCCAUCUGGGAAGUUGGAUUUGGCUCCCCAGGCCUACAUGAUAACUGACCACCUUCUUUAUAUCAAAUAUGACUGGUUGCCCUGGAGUUCAACGACUACUAUCACUUACUACAUCUCCAUGACGGUCCAUUGUUUCCCAGUCACACCUGCCGAAUUCACAGUCCGUUUGGCAGACAUUAAGAAGUUCGUGAGCAACUGA
This is a messenger RNA of Suillus bovinus, 516 nucleotides long. RefSeq lists its product as uncharacterized. The record is from RefSeq and is a predicted model, not a curated record. The coding region runs from base 1 to 516 and encodes 171 amino acids. The transcript has 7 exons. NCBI's taxonomy places the organism in Eukaryota, Fungi, Basidiomycota, Agaricomycetes, Boletales, Suillaceae.